CCAUACAACUGUUUUAUCUCCUUGGUUACCAACAACACCAGCAAGUGUGAAGCACUGCUAAAUAUGUGACUGCUGCUCUGCAGAAGCUGAGAGCCUACAGCGGUGACUAUGCUGUUUCAUCCCGGGACAAAUACACUGAACACACACUACGAUCAACGGGAUGGACAUAAAGAGGAAGUCCAGCUUUUCCUUCCCAGCCUCCAGUUGAAUUCCCAGGCAAAUGUGAGCACUGUGGGGAACAGGCCACACCUUCACUGGAUACAACAUGGCUACAGGAGCUUGAGAAGACAACCAGAACAGAGAACCUACAAGGAUUACUCUAUUAAUCUACAGGCAGCAGCAACCUCCCUCAUUUUCCAGCUCUCUUGUGCUCCAGCAAAAGGAUUCUGGACAGUACAUUCUAGUAGCACGACUGAAAACUGCUUGAAAAUAAAGGAGGAAGAGGAGCAGGCGUCGUUCCCCUUUUGUGAUCACAAGCCAAUUCACUUUGGAAUAUGUCAUCAUCAGAAGAAGAGUGGAUUUCUACAGAAGUACUAUGCCGAUGGUGUGAGAUUUCUCACCGUGUUCCCUGAUGGCUCUGCUGAGGUCUUUUACCCCUCAGGCCACUUGGCUCUCAUUGUUGUGGUGACUGAACGAAAUGGAAGAGUCUGCAUUGUGUAUGAUGACAGCAGUGCUCCCAAACAGCCAAUCAGAGCCGUGUUCCAGUCUGAUGGCAGGGCGGCGUGCUAUCACAGCAAUGGAAACAUAUGGUUGGUCGUAAACAAAUCAGGUGGCCAGUGUUUAAAUGAUGCAGGUGCCAGGACUUGUCGAUGGAGCUGGGCCAGUCUGAGUGUGACUCCCACCCUGCACCCCCUCAUCCUGUCCCUCAACAAAACCAUCGGAGUCCGAGUCCUUGGAAACAAACAAGUGUUUGUCUCCUUCUUGGCUAGAGGCCAACAGGCCAAGUUCAGUGUGGGUGCCUGCUGUGCUCAGUGUGAAUACAAGACACCUACUUCAAGAUCAUCAGCAUCAAAAGAGGAGCUGUUGGUGUCUGCAGCCAAGAUAAGGAUCAACCUCGCCAUUCAGGAUCUUCACCAGAACCUGAUGAAGUCGUCUCACCACCAACCACCAAACACCACAAUUUCCCUUCAACUCCAAGCAGCUGCCCAAAGGAUUCUGGACAACAGCGCUGAUGUAGUGAUGAGUGACAGUGAUCGAGCCUUCAUCCAUAAGUGCUUAUUAAAGAUUGUUUACUGUGCCUGCAAUAAAGAUUACUGACACAAAGGCAGCAUCAAA
Messenger RNA from Acanthochromis polyacanthus (spiny chromis), 1275 nucleotides. RefSeq lists its product as uncharacterized. The record is from RefSeq and is a predicted model, not a curated record. Lineage: Eukaryota; Metazoa; Chordata; Actinopteri; Pomacentridae.